This is a messenger RNA of Rotaria sordida, 528 nucleotides long. Lineage: Eukaryota; Metazoa; Rotifera; Eurotatoria; Philodinida; Philodinidae. The record is from the annotation of a GenBank genome assembly.
AUGUUUAGCUGUGCAAGCAAAGUGUUGAUUUUUUUGUUGGCUGUACAAUUUUGUACGUCCAAACGAAGCGGAAAGUCUCCUCUUCUACGAUGUUUGACCGGUUACAAAGAUGGUAACGGCGAACUUUCUGAUUGUCCUCCGGAUAAAGUAUUUUCAAAAUGUGUUAGUCAUUGUCCAAGAACAUGCCAGAAUCCAUACAUAAAAUCUGACAAUAAAGCAUGUUUACAUAAUUGCCGUUCUGGUUGUGUUUGUACAAAUGGAACGCUUAUUGAUGAAGGUCAAAAUCGUCAAUGUGUACCUCAAGAUGAAUGUACAUGUUUUCUUCAUGGGAAGGUCUUCUGGCCUAAUGAAAUUUUACUUCGAAAUGGAAGAAAAUGUCAAUGCAAAAAUGGGGGUUGGUAUUGUCACGAUCAACCAACUUCAUCUCGAACAUGUUCAGUCGUUGGUCUUAGCCAUCUGGAAACGUUCGAUGGAUCAUUAGUCACUGUGAAACCAGACAAUUAUUUAUUAGUUAAAGUAAGAAAAUGA